AUGUCUGCGUCUGCUAUGGAAAAACAUCUUUUUAAUUUAAAAUUUGCUGUCAAAGAAUUAGAACGGAACUCAAAAAGAUGCGAAAAAGAAGAAAAGCAAGAAAAGGCAAAAACCAAACAAGCCAUCCAAAAAGGAAACAUGGAAGUAGCAAGAAUACAUGCAGAAAAUGCAAUUAGGCAGAAAAAUCAAGCAAUUAAUUAUUUAAGAAUGUCUGCAAGAGUAGAUGCUGUAGCUAGUAGGGUACAAUCAGCUCUUACAACUCGUAAAGUUACCACUUCAAUGGCAGGUGUUGUGAAGGCAAUGGAUGCAGCAAUGAAGAGUAUGAAUCUUGAGAAAAUAUCCUCAUUAAUGGACAAAUUUGAGCAGCAAUUUGAAGACUUAGAUGUCCAAAGCAGUUACAUGGAGAAUACAAUGUCUCAAUCAACGACGACUGCUGUCCCACAAAAUGAUGUUGAUACAUUAAUGCAGCAAGUAGCCGAUGAAGCUGGAUUGGAACUCAACAUGGAACUUCCUCAGGGAGUGCAGGGAAGUACCAUUGGUACAGCCACUCAAGCCUCUCAGGAACAAGAUGAACUAUCUCAACGUUUGGCUAGGUUAAGGCAGGCAGAGUAGCCCCUCUUUUUGUUAAUAUUUAUUAAAACAAAUUAUAGAGUAUUAUCUAUUCAUAUAUGAGUAGAAAUUAUAAUGAAUCCACUAUCCUUUUUAAGUUCUUAGUUUUUGGUUUUUUGUUUUGAAGUAAGAUUGAUUAUUUUUAAUAUGUAGUAGAUUUAAGAAUGUUCAAAAUGUAAAGUUUUACUUAUGUAUAUUUUAAUACUUGAAUUAGCACCCACUUUGUAAAUUUGUUAUCGUUAGUGUGUUUUUUAUAUACAUAAUUACUAAUGUUUAUUAAGGUUAAUAAAAAAAAGUGAAAUCAUCAAGAAUUG
Molecule: messenger RNA, 923 nt
Organism: Agrilus planipennis (emerald ash borer)
Lineage: Eukaryota; Metazoa; Arthropoda; Insecta; Coleoptera; Buprestidae
Gene: Chmp1
Product: charged multivesicular body protein 1b
Exons: 4
Coding region: 1-612 (203 amino acids)
Biological process (GO): protein transport; late endosome to vacuole transport; endosome transport via multivesicular body sorting pathway
Cellular component (GO): ESCRT III complex; multivesicular body
Source: RefSeq, a predicted model, not a curated record